Molecule: messenger RNA, 1828 nt
Organism: Wasmannia auropunctata (little fire ant)
Lineage: Eukaryota; Metazoa; Arthropoda; Insecta; Hymenoptera; Formicidae
Gene: Dronc
Product: caspase Nc
Exons: 6
Coding region: 195-1415 (406 amino acids)
Biological process (GO): regulation of apoptotic process; proteolysis
Molecular function (GO): cysteine-type endopeptidase activity
Source: RefSeq, a predicted model, not a curated record
GACAUGUUUACGCAAUGACAUCAUUGAUAAAUGUAAUUCGACGCAAUUCUAUCUUUGUUUGCUCUUGUCGAAAAGAUUCGAAAAGAUUUUACGUAGUGGAUUUACGCAGAUUUACGUAGGAUACUGAACGUAAAUACAUAAGAUAUUAAGAAGUUCUUGGAAGUGAACAUCUCAUCGUAUUUCUCGUCUUCAAGAUGGAUCGAAGGGACCGUGAACAAAUAAGUCGCUGCUGCGAAGGCAUCGCGUCUAAAGUUGAUAUGGCAAAGCUCUUGCCAAAAUUAUUAGAAAACAAAGUGUACAACAGAGAUGACGUAAACAUUCCACGGUGGAUGAAAAACAUCGAGGCGCAAGAUACCGUUAAAGACAUAUUAUUAACAGUAAGAACACGAGGACCAAAUGCCUUCAAAAAUUUAAUUAUUAGCCUAAAACAGUCGGAUCACGAAAACAUAGCUAAUUUAUUGGAAGGAAGAAAUAAUACAAAUAAUAAUACAAGGCAAAAAGAUCCUCCACUAGAUCAUCAUAUUUGGUCUGAUGAACCUUUAACGAUCAAAGUGCGCAAAGCUACAAAAUUCUUAGAUUGUGAAUAUGAUAAGAUUGAGCGAUAUCCCAUGCGAAGUAAACCUCGUGGAUUGGUUUUGAUAAUCACGAAUAUUUAUUAUGAAUUAUCGUAUGAGAAACCCAGAUUUUCGGCAGAAAAUGACAAAAUCAAUUUGAAGAAAUUGUUUGAAGAAAUGGGUUUUAUAGUUGUUACCUAUGGAAAUCUAACAGGACAGGCAAUGAAAGAUACAAUUAAAGAAUUUUCAAAAAGAGACGAUUUGAGAAAAGUCGAUUCGUGCUUUGUAAUUAUUACAAGUCACGGUACAGGAGACGAAGAAAACAAUACAGAGAUCCAGGGUACUGAUUAUCAUAAUGCAAGCAGGCAAGGAAACUAUGAGAAAGUCCUAUGCUCAGAAGUCUGCGAUUACUUCACCGCAGAAGCUUGCCCACAACUCGCGGAAAAACCAAAGAUAUUUAUUUUUCAACUUUGUAGAGGGAAGAAAAAACAAAAAGGUGUAGCUCAUUGUAGAAUCACUACAGAUACCUGUGUAAUGAAGCCAGCAACGGAUGAACCCAAUUUAGAGAUUUCGCCUAUUCAAACAACAAGAAAUUAUUCAGAUAUUCUUGUAGUUCAAUCCACUUUGCCUGGACACGUUUCUUAUCGAGAUUCCGUAACAGGCAGCUGGUUUAUACAGAUUCUCUGUAAAGUAUUUAUGAACUAUGCUCACACACAUCACAUUCAAGAUUUAUUUAACCUGAUUGAUGCAGAAUUGAAGCAACUCAGAACAAUGCGCAACGAGUGUCAGACAUCAUCUAUGCAGUCAUUGGGAUUCAAUAAACAUUGUUAUCUCAAUCCCGGCCUUUUCAUGGAAUCGUGACUUAAAAAAGUAUGAUGCUUUAUUGCGUAAGCGGGAAUAUGAUAUUUUCGUAUUUGAUCACAAGUAUUUUGAUGCAUUUAAUUGUCAGUGCCAUUUUAUAAACAAUUUAUAGUGAAAAGCAGUAUUCUAAUUUUGUCUAUCUUAUUAAUCAGAUGAAUGUCUAAAGUGAAAUUUUUUCCUACGUUACUUCGCUACAUUUCAUUGCAUUAUCACAUGAAAUUAAAAAUUAAACGAAAGACAAUAAAUUUAACAUGUACCGUGACAUUUUUCAUUCUGCAAAUGUUAUUGAAACAAAAGUUGAAACUGAGGCAAAAUUUCACAAUAAGGACAUUCAACUGUAGAAUAUUAAAUUUUAUAUUGUGAAUGACAAACGUUAAUUACAUAAAUUUUUAUAUAAACUAUAUAGAAAUGAA